Sturnus vulgaris (Common starling) is the source of this 1844-nucleotide messenger RNA. The record is from RefSeq and is a predicted model, not a curated record. NCBI's taxonomy places the organism in Eukaryota, Metazoa, Chordata, Aves, Passeriformes, Sturnidae.
AGUUCCAUUGUAGUGGGAACAACCUGGCAUGUCAGUAAUGUUUCGGUUACUGAUUCAUGGAACACCAAUAUAUGUUAACAUAUACUGUCUUGUUAUACAGCAUUAAAUCAAAAUGUCAUCAUCAUCACAAUCAUCCUUCUCUUUACCUGUACAUGACUGUACUGCUCCUUCAUUGGACUUUGAUCUUCAGAAAAAGGUUAUUCUUCUUCACACUGUUGAGUUAAACAGUAAAAUCAUUGACACUUGGAUGCAGGAGUUAAGUGAAACUGAAAUUCAGAAUACUAAUCUCAGGAAAAAAAUACUUGAAAAGGACAAACAGAUUAAAGAACUUUCGUCCAUCCUUCAGUGUGAAAAAAUCAACGUACAGAAAGGAGAUAACCUGUCAAGAUCAGUACAGGAAGUACAAGUUCACCUGCAGUGUCAAAUUAAAAGAAAAGAAGCAGAAAAUGAUGAAUUAAAAGUGAAAAUACAGAGUCUAGAAAAUAAACUAGCACAGUGGAAACGUCAAAUUGGUGAAUACAAGCGCCAGAAGUUAGCCUUAAAGGAAGCAAAUGAGCAAAAGAAGAUUGCCCUGGAAAAAGCAAUAAGGUCCCAGAAGCAAAGAGCUGAACAUUUGGAAGAAGUCAUGAAAGAUGUAACCUCUAAAAUAAGAGAACGUGAAGUCACACUGUGUGAGAUGCUGUCAGCCUCUGAUGUCUGGAAAAAACAGCACGAUAGAAUAGUUGAAGAAAAGACAAUGUUAGAAGUUCAAGUAGAAGAUCUUGAGAAGCAGACCAAAGGCCUGAUGGAAGACAUGGAAAGAAGAGAGGAAUGGAGAAGAAAUUCACAAGAGGAAAUUCUUGGGAAGCUAAAUUCUGUUAACUCUGAAAAUGAAAAGAUUCAUCUUGAAAACAAAAAAUUAAAGGCUUCCCUUGCUACAUUGGAGAAAAGUAAAGUGUCUGUUGAAUAUGAGUUGCUACAUCUGCAAGAAAAAGCAAAGCUGCAGGAAAACCUUGUAGAACAGCAUAAAAAUGAGGUACGAAAAAGACAAAUUGCAGUAGAAGAAUUGAAAUCCAGAUAUGAAACAGUCUUAAAUGAAAACAAAAAAUUAACAGAAAACAAACGCUUAGAAGCAGAUAAGGUGAGGGACCAAAUGGAGGCUGAGUUAAAGGAGUUAGAACAUGUUUGUGGCUUGCUGAAAGCAGCUGAGGAAAACCAGCAAAAGCUUCUGUUCUGGGAAAGGAUCUGUGUACAGAAAUGCAAAACCCUUAGGGAGCUGGAGCUUCAGGAUAACCACAGUGUAACUUCUAUGGGCAAUCUUUGCUUAGAAGAAGAGAUCUGUAACAUUCAGAAGAAAUAUGAAGAUCUUCAAAGGCAAUUAAGAGAGAUGGAAUAUCAGAAUGAAGAACUUGCUUAUCAGCUCAGAAAAGAAGAUGAGAGUCUUCAGAGCAGUAAAUUGCAGCUUGAAGAGAGAGUGGCAGAAUAUAAUGCAUUAACCACACAACUUGAAUGUGCUUUGGAAGAAGGGAGAAAAAUGGUAGCUGAAGAACAGGAAAAAAUGUCAUACAAAGAACAAGCCUUUCAGACAAAACUGCUACUUCUUGAAGCUGAAGUGAGAAAGAGGGAAGAAGAAAAAAAACAACUCCUCUGCUUAUUUCACCAUAAUGAAAAGCAUCAUGAAGUACAUUUGAAAGAGCUGGAGAACAGCCUACAGAAGUCAGAGAACAUGAACCAGAGCAUCCAGAAUUAUGUACGGUUUUUGAAAGAUGCAUAUAUAACAAUGUUUGGCUGAAUUCUUUAAUCUAUUUUAUAGCAAAGAAACUUGUCAAGAUUGGGUUCCCAGUCUUGUUGGAGGCAAAGCCAAC